UCUGGUGACAUGGUUCACCUGCACCGUGCGUUUAUAUAUAAAAAGCUGCAGACUCGGGAGUCUCCCCUGGACCAGAGGACCGCUCACCAUGAAGCUGCUCGCCCGCACCGCGUGUCUCUGCCUGGCCCUCGCUCUGACCUGGGCUGACUCGCCCGAAGACCAUGCCUCAGCCGCCCCUGACCGCUGCGUUGAGGGUUUUGAGCUGGACGCUGCCACAGUGAACGAGGAGGGAAUCCCCUACUUUUUCCAGGGCGACUAUCUGUUCAAGGGCUUUCACGGCAAUGCAGAUCUGGCUAAUGAGACCUUCCCCGAGCUGGACGAGCAUCACCACCUGGGCCACGUGGACGCCGCUUUCCGCAUGCACUACGAGGACAACCCCGACCACGACCACCUGUUCCUCUUCCUGGACCACACUGUGUUCAGCUAUUACCAGCACAAGCUGGAAGACGGCUUCCCCAAGAACAUCUCCGAGGUCUUCCCCGGAAUCCCCGACCACCUGGACGCCGCCGUGGAGUGUCCCAAGCCCGAGUGCGACGAAGACUCUGUCAUCUUCCUCAAGGGAAACAAGAUCUACCAAUACCACGUCGCAACCAAGGCCGUGAAUGAGAAGGAGUUCAGCUCCAUGCCCAACUGCACGGCUGCUUUCCGCUUCAUGGAGCAUUACUACUGCUUCCACGGACACAUGUUCAGCAAGUUCGACCCAACCACGGGUGACGUGCACGGAAGAUACCCCAAAGAGGCACGCGACUACUUCACCAGAUGCUCAAAGUUCAGCGAGGAGAGCGACCACGUGGAGAGAGAGCGCUGCAGUCGCGUUCACCUCGAUGCCAUCACGUCCGACAACGCUGGAAACAUGUACGCCUUCAGAGGCCACCAUUUCAUCAGUAAAGACGAGGGCAAUGACACACUGAAGGCCGACACCAUCGAGAACGCCUUCAAGGAGCUGCACAGCGAGGUGGACGCCGUCUUCUCUUACGAGGAUCACCUUUACAUGAUCAAGGACGACCAAGUGUUUCUUUACAAAGUUGGGGAGCCCCACACCCACCUGGACGGUUACCCCAAGCCUGUGAAGGAGGAGCUGGGCAUCGAGGGGCCCAUUGAUGCCGCGUUUGUCUGCGAGGAUCAUCACAUCGCUCACCUCAUCAAAGGUCAGAAAAUCUACAGUGUGGAGUUGAAGGCCAGUCCUCGCGUUGCCAGCAAUGAGCGUACGAUCUCCCUCUUCAAGAAGGUCGACGCUGCCAUGUGCGACAGCAAAGGAGUCAAAGUGUUCGUAGGCAACCACUUCUACCACUUUGAAAGCACCAUGGUGUUUGUUGCCGGCAGGGCCCUGCCUGAGCAGCACAGAGUUUCCCUGGAGCUGUUCGGCUGUGAUCACUGAGAGGCUUCUGGACAGGACUGUGUAGAACGUCACUUACAACGCAAUGAAUCAUGGGAUGAAAAGAAAAACAGCACCAGCAACAUCAUACAUGAGGCCCCUGAUAAGUCAGCAAUGUCUCACACUGUUUCUUCCGUGUUUUACCUCAAAUUAGCCUUCAGUCUGCUUUGUUUCUUCAUGGAGGAGUUCUCACUUUUCAUAAGCUCAGCGGUCCGCUGUGUAACGGGUGCUACUGAGAAGUUCGACUGCAUGUUCUUUCUGUGAUUCAUGUGGUGCGGUGUUGUUGUGAAUAAAGAGGAGAAGCAACAAACUA
This is a messenger RNA of Scophthalmus maximus (turbot), 1688 nucleotides long. RefSeq names its product hemopexin a (gene hpxa). The record is from RefSeq and is a predicted model, not a curated record. The transcript is spliced from 10 exons. Gene Ontology annotation, biological process: intracellular iron ion homeostasis; heme transport. Gene Ontology annotation, molecular function: heme transmembrane transporter activity. Bases 89 to 1378 code for a protein of 429 amino acids. NCBI's taxonomy places the organism in Eukaryota, Metazoa, Chordata, Actinopteri, Pleuronectiformes, Scophthalmidae.